Pantherophis guttatus is the source of this 2330-nucleotide messenger RNA. RefSeq names its product thiosulfate sulfurtransferase (gene TST). Gene Ontology annotation, cellular component: mitochondrion. Lineage: Eukaryota; Metazoa; Chordata; Lepidosauria; Squamata; Colubridae. The record is from RefSeq and is a predicted model, not a curated record. Gene Ontology annotation, molecular function: thiosulfate-cyanide sulfurtransferase activity.
GCUCGGCCGAACCGGGAGGAACCCACCACUGGUGCAUUAGCCCCAGUUGCAAAGUUUAGUCUUUCGUUCUCUCAGUAGGAGGAAGAAUCUGGAGAAGAGAUGUUGCAGACAACUGGAUGGGCGAGAUAAUCUUGACCCUAAUUACUUUCAUACUUAUUACUUGCUUUACAAUUUUCAUUCUGCACGGACUUCUCUCACGACUCCGAGUGAAUCAUUUAAUAACACACAAACACACUCACACAACUUCCAACUCACCUUAUAUCCAAUAUAUCCAAGGUGUAUCUUCCAACCAAUCGCCUUUUAUCCAAGGUGUAUCUCUUCUCCAAAAGAGGGUUGUUACAAUGCCCGGACAAUAGGAACUGUGAUUCAACCCAUACCAACUCCAGAUCAUUGCAGGCUGCUGUAUUCCCACAACCUCACAAAACUAGAAUGCAGUGAUUUAUACUGCAAGUGAAUCUCUCAUUUGUCUUUAAAAAUAAAGACCACUACUUCGGCUACCUCUUCCUGAGCAUGUUCGGGAUAGGGGAAUUAUAGCUUUUACUUCAGAACUUGCAAACUUUAGGACUCUACAGUAUCUCGUUAAUUCUUCCUCUGAACAUUUGGGCCCCUCUUAACCAAACAAACUGUUGAAAAAUGUACAUAAUGAAUAAUGCAGGCUUGCUAUAUCUACCAUUUCUAUGUAAUCACAUUGCUGCACUUGCAAAGCUGGAUAUAUUAGGAAUCAGUAGCUGGAUGCUUGGGGUCAGCAUACCAGCUUUUCUUACAGUGUUUCCUCUUCUACACUUAGCUCUUUGGGACCCCACAUUCUUGACCUUACUGAGUGUCUCAGUGCUGGUUUCCUCUUUCAGGUUUGCCCUUUACCCCACUUCUGACCGAGUCAGUUUACUUUUGCACCAUCACUGACUGUGAACACUAAUCCAUUUCUUGUUACAUCAGGUCCCGAAAAGCUGGCUGAUGUUUUUACCCUCUAGUUCUUGUGCAAGAACAGGAGGGAAAUUCUUACAAAAAGCCCUGAAAGUUUUGUCUGAACAAUUACUUCAGUUUCUCGUCUAGAAGUAACUAGAGGGAGGGAGUUAUUUUGCAGCUGAUUGUGGAUAUGCCUGUGCCAGUCCAAAGUGCAGACUUGAAUAGAAAUGAAUUGGCUAGGGCUUCUUUCUCCGCCCUUUCUUAGUUGAUUGGUAGGGAACAAGACAUCGGAGCCUGGACGGAGUACCUCCCUUUUCUGUGCAUACCAUUUUUCACUUUUGAGUUCAGACAUCAAGAAAGCUUUCCUUAACAUGGUGCAGCAAGCUUUAUACAGAGGUUUGGUCUCCACCAAAUGGCUAGCAGAAGCUGUCCGAACCAAAAAGGUUGGUCCUGAUUUGAGGGUGCUGGAUGCUUCCUGGUAUGAACCUGGAACGAGAAAUGCCCAGAAAGAAUUCCAAGAACAGCACGUUCCUGGAGCCUCUUUUUUUGAUAUUGAAGAAUGCAAAGACAAGUCAUCACCUUAUGAGCUUAUGCUGCCCAGUGAGAAACAUUUUGCCGAUUACGUUGGCCACUUGGGCAUUGGGAAUGAUACACAUGUAGUUGUGUAUGAUGGAGACAACCUGGGCACCUUCUACGCACCACGUGCAUGGUGGAUGUUCCGGGUCUUUGGGCAUCGUACUGUUUCAGUGCUGAAUGGGGGAUUUAAAAACUGGCUGAAGGAAGGUCACCCAGUAACAUCAGAGAUCACCCGGCCAGAGCCAUCUGCCUUUAAAGCCAGUCUUAACAGGUCUCUCCUGAAGACCUAUGAAGAGAUGGUGGAGAACAUGGAAUCCAAGCGGUUUCAGGUAGUAGAUGCCAGAUCUGAAGGGCGAUUCCGAGGAACAGAACCUGAACCAGGAAAGGAAGGGAUAGAACCAGGUCACAUUCCAGGUACCAUAAACAUGCCUUUCUUCAACUUCUUGACUGAAGAAGGUUUUGAGAAACCUCAAGAAGAAAUCCGGAGCAUGUUCCAGGAGAAGAAAGUGGAUCUUUCAAAGCCAUUGAUUGCCACAUGCCGCAAGGGGAUUACAGCCUGCCAUAUUGCCUUGGGAGCAUAUCUCUGUGGUAAACCAGAUGUGGCCAUCUAUGAUGGAUCCUGGUCUGAGUGGUUUCGUCGUGCCCCACCUGAGUAUAAAAUGUCUGAAUGGAAUCGCCAUAAGGCAUAAUAACUCAAUUUUCUGUGGAGCAUAGUUCCUAAUGCUAAGCAUAAUGAAAAGAUAGGAAAAUAAAUUCCUAUUUUUUAUAAUUUUAUCACUUUCUAAUCCAUGGUUGCUGCUUGCUUUUGCAAACUGGUAAUUAAAUAAAAUUCAAUCUUGGGUCAAUUA